This is a messenger RNA of Penicillium brasilianum, 765 nucleotides long. NCBI's taxonomy places the organism in Eukaryota, Fungi, Ascomycota, Eurotiomycetes, Eurotiales, Aspergillaceae. The record is from the annotation of a GenBank genome assembly.
AUGGCGCCGCCGGCCAUUAUUGCCCCUUCCAUUCUCAGCGCCAACUUCGCCAACCUCGGCCAUGAUUGCGCCACGAAGAUGAAGGAGGGUGCCGACUGGCUCCAUAUUGACAUCAUGGACGGCCACUUCGUUCCCAACAUGACCAUCGGUUGCCCCGUCGUCUCUCAUAUUCGUGGCUGCGUCGACCGGCCACUCGAGCCCGGCUCGAAGGGUACCUUUGACUGCCACAUGAUGAUCAUGGAGCCUCACAAAUGGGUCAAAGAGUUCAAAAAAGCGGGCUGCGACUUGUACUGCUUCCACUAUGAGGCAGCCGUCUCCUCCGUUGCUGCGACCGAUCCCACCGAUAAGACUACGGAGCGUACCAGCCCGCGCGCAUUGAUCAAGUAUAUUCACGAGCAGGGUAUGCAAGCCGGCAUUGCAAUCAAGCCGGAUACCCCGGUCGACGUCCUGUGGGACAUUCUUGAAAACCCCGACCAAACCGAGCGCCCUGAUAUGGUCCUCGUCAUGACAGUACACCCCGGUUUCGGCGGCCAGAAAUUCAUGGCCUCCGAGCUGCCCAAGGUUUCCGCCCUGCGCGCACGGUAUCCCGAUUUGAACAUCGAAGUCGACGGUGGCCUCGGUCUGGGCACAAUUGAUCAGGCGGCCGACGCAGGCGCCAACGUGAUCGUGGCGGGAUCCGCGGUUUUCGGCGCGGCCGACCCCGCCGACGUCAUUCUCAAGCUGCGUGAGGCAGUCCAGAAGCGCCGGGGCCAGUCUUCAGCAUAG